AUGAUUAAUCACAAAAAUAUCGAAUCGGCUUUAAUUGAAGUAAUUAAAGUCACAUAUAGUCAAGGUACCAAAAAAUAUGAUAAAUUAGGAGCAUUAUAUCGAAAAAGAGAUCCAGAAGAUCAUAUUAGAUAUGUAGCAAAGCAACAUACUCCAAAUGAGAAAACCUAUAAUGAAAGAAUGGCAGAUUUUAAAGAUUGGUACAAUGAAGAGAUAUAUACUAGUUUAGAAAAGUUAUAUAAAUUAUAUUUAGAAAUAUCCAAUCAAGAAGAAAAAGUAGAAAAGCGAACAAAAUUACAAGUAGAUGAAAUUUUUCAAAAAAUACAUG
Molecule: messenger RNA, 325 nt
Organism: Racocetra fulgida
Lineage: Eukaryota; Fungi; Glomeromycota; Glomeromycetes; Diversisporales; Gigasporaceae
Source: the annotation of a GenBank genome assembly